AUGAGUUUUGGGGGUUUUCUUGACAAUAGUACCGGCAGUAGUGGCGGUGCAAGAAUCGUCGCUGAUAUUCCUUAUAACCACCACCCCCACCACAACGCCAACCACACCAGUAUGCCCUCUAGUGCCAUCGCUCAGCCUCGACUUGUCACUCAGUCUCUCACCAAAUCCAUGUUCAACAACUCACCCGGCCUCUCACUCGCUCUUCAGACUAAUGCCGACGGAGGCGGAGACGCGGCGAGAAUGGCGGAGAAUUUCGAGGGGAACAACAACGUCGGCGGGAGGAGGAGUCGGGAGGAGGAGAACGAGAUCAGUAGAUCUGGCAGCGAUAACAUGGACGGCGCCGGCUCCGGCGAUGAAGGAGACGCCGCGGAUAACAGUAACCCUCGUAAGAAGAAGAGAUACCACCGACACACCCCGCAGCAAAUCCAAGAGCUCGAAGCGUUGUUCAAGGAGUGCCCUCAUCCUGAUGAGAAACAAAGAUUGGAGCUUAGCAGAAGGCUAAAUCUUGAGACCCGGCAAGUCAAGUUCUGGUUCCAAAAUCGUCGAACCCAGAUGAAGACUCAACUUGAAAGGCAUGAGAACUCUUUGCUGAGGCAAGAAAACGAUAAGCUUCGGGCCGAAAACAUGUCGAUUAGGGAUGCCAUGAGGAACCCAAUUUGCACAAACUGCGGUGGUCCGGCCAUGAUUGGCGAUAUUUCUAUUGAAGAGCAGCAUCUUAGGAUCGACAAUGCCCGAUUAAAGGAUGAGUUAGACCGGGUUUGUGCACUCGCCGGGAAGUUCUUGGGCCGCCCGAUUUCGUCUCUAGGUCCAUCAAUGGGGCCUCCACUGCCGAGUUCAGCUCUGGAGCUCGGAGUUGGGAACAAUGGGUUUGGUGGGAUGAGCUCAGUGUCUACAUCAAUGCCAUUGGGACCUGAUUUCGGAGCGGGGCUUGGGGGUGGCAUGCCACUUGUGGCUCACACAAGGCCGGUGGCGGGAGGGCUGGACGAGAGGACCAUGUUUCUAGAGCUGGCUUUGGCCGCCAUGGAUGAGCUUGUGAAGCUGGCUCAGACUGAUGAGCCACUUUGGAGUUUGGAAGGUGGGAGAGAGAUUCUGAAUCACGAGGAGUACAUGAGGAGUUUCACGCCUUGCAUUGGGUUGAAGCCUAAUGGCUUCGUUACCGAGGCUUCUAGGGAGACUGGUAUGGUCAUCAUCAACAGUUUGGCUCUGGUUGAGACUCUGAUGGACUCGAAUCGAUGGCUGGAGAUGUUCCCAUGUAUGAUUGCCAGAACUUCUACCACUGAUGUAAUUUCCAGCGGUAUGGGAGGGACUAGAAAUGGUGCACUUCAACUGAUGCAUGCUGAGCUUCAAGUCCUAUCUCCUUUGGUUCCAGUCCGUGAGGUCAACUUCCUCCGCUUCUGCAAGCAGCAUGCCGAGGGUGUGUGGGCAGUGGUGGAUGUAUCCGUCGACACCAUCCGAGACAAUUCCGGUGCACCCACAUUUGCAAACUGCAGGAGGCUCCCUUCUGGCUGUGUUGUGCAAGAUAUGCCUAAUGGUUACUCCAAGGUUACAUGGGUUGAGCAUGCGGAGUACGACGAGAGCCAAGUCCACCACCUGUACCGACCCUUAUUGAGUUCCGGCAUGGGGUUCGGCGCGCAGAGGUGGGUCGCCACCCUCCAGCGUCAAUGCCAGUGCCUUGCUAUCCUCAUGUCCUCCACAGUCCCCGCCCGUGAUCACGCCAAUACCAUCACUCAGAGCGGGAGGAAGAGCAUGCUGAAGCUAGCGCAGCGAAUGACUGACAACUUCUGCGCUGGGGUCUGCGCGUCGACGGUGCACAAAUGGAACAAGCUGAACGCCGGCAACGUGGACGAGGACGUCCGCUACAUGACCAGAGAGAGCAUGGACGACCCCGGCGAGCCGCCUGGCAUUGUGCUCAGCGCAGCCACCUCGGUCUGGCUCCCAGUCUCCCCACAGAGGCUAUUCAAUUUCUUGCGCGAUGAGCGUCUUAGGAGCGAGUGGGACAUCCUCUCCAACGGUGGGCCUAUGCAGGAGAUGGCCCACAUCGCCAAGGGCCAGGACCAAGGCAACUGCGUCUCCCUACUCCGCGCCAGAGCCAUGAACGCAAACCAGAACAGCAUGCUGAUACUACAAGAGACGUGCAUCGACGCGGCGGGGUCGCUUGUGGUGUACGCGCCGGUGGACAUUCCGGCAAUGCACGUGGUGAUGAACGGAGGGGACUCUGCCUACGUGGCGCUGCUGCCGUCGGGGUUUGCGAUAGUCCCGGACGGUCCGGGGUCGCGUGGGCCCGGCGGGGCGGAGGGGAAGGCGGGGCAGGGAAGCAGUAACGGUAACGGCGGAGAGGCGAGGGUGAGUGGAUCAUUGCUAACGAUGACGUUUCAGAUACUGGUCAACAGUCUGCCGUCGGCGAAGUUGACCGUGGAGUCGGUGGAGACGGUUAACAAUCUCAUCUCCUGCACCGUCCAGAAGAUCAAGGGCGCGCUCCAAUGCGAGAGCUGA
Fragaria vesca subsp. vesca is the source of this 2493-nucleotide messenger RNA. Its product is annotated as homeobox-leucine zipper protein ANTHOCYANINLESS 2-like. Bases 1 to 2493 code for a protein of 830 amino acids. The record is from RefSeq and is a predicted model, not a curated record. The transcript has 9 exons. NCBI's taxonomy places the organism in Eukaryota, Viridiplantae, Streptophyta, Magnoliopsida, Rosales, Rosaceae. Gene Ontology annotation, molecular function: DNA binding; DNA-binding transcription factor activity, RNA polymerase II-specific; lipid binding. Gene Ontology annotation, biological process: regulation of DNA-templated transcription.